AUGGUCAAAAAUGAUUCACAUGAAUGGCAUCCUUAUAUUCAUCAGUAUGGUUACUAUGAUCCAGUAACUGCUGGUAGUAUAGACGGUACGGAUACAAUACCACAUGACCGUGCGGUACAUCGCGCUUUGUCUUCAUCUUAUAAGCCUAAAUGCCAGAUGCAUAAUUGGAAUCCUAAGGCCAUUAUAUUUAUUGGGAGAUUACCAUAUUAUACUACUGAAAUUUGUCUACAAAAAGCACUGAAUAAAUUACUGACUAUGCAUAGAAAAGAGAAGCAAUCAUUUCGACGACGUAAUCGUAGUCGUUCACCAUUUGCUUCAGAUAAACAUGAUGAUAGUGAUGAAGAAGGCGACGCUGAUGAUAUAUGGCCAAAGGUGAAUAUUGUUCAUAAUGUAGUCACUGGUUAUCCAUGUGGUUAUGCAUUUGCUCAUUUCGCUUCAGAAGUUGAUGCCGAUAGGGUGUUGCGUAAUUGGUAUAGUCAAACUGCUACUGAUACAAAUACCACUUCCACUACUACUUCAAAUACAUCGCAUCGAAGAAUAAGAAAUGAUAAACAUUGUGGUUUAGAUAUACCUAACGGUGAAAAGGUUAUAUUGGAGCCGUAUUUCAGUGGAACUCUACCAGGUUGGAGACCUCGUCGUCUUGGUGGUGGUUUAGGCGGUCGUAAAGAAGCUGGACAGUUACGAUUUGGCGGUAUUGCUCGUCCAUUUCGACGACCUAUUCUUACAAGUAUUCGUCAAUAA
Messenger RNA from Trichobilharzia szidati, 741 nucleotides. The record is from the annotation of a GenBank genome assembly. Lineage: Eukaryota; Metazoa; Platyhelminthes; Trematoda; Strigeidida; Schistosomatidae.